CCCCAGCUGGACAGCUCAUAGGGUCAUGACGGGGCUGGGGAACUGUGGGAGGCUGAGAACACCCCAGGUGCGACUCAGGGAGAGAACUGAAGCCUGGGGAGCUCAGCCGGGCCCAGGGGAUCCAUGGGACCCUGCCUGCUAACUGCCUCCCUGAAGGGACACUCCCUCCAUCUGAAACCCACAUGCCCCAGCCUCAGCCAGGUGACUGUUUCCAGCGAAGGCAAGAGCCCUGUCGGCCAGGCUCCCCCCAGGGCGCCAGGCUCAGGCCUCAGCCCAGGCACCUGCUGAUUCUGAUCCAGUGACAGGAAAGUGGAGGUGCCUUUCUCCACCCAUUGCGCGGAUGAGGAAGCUAAGGCACAGAAACGGGCAGCCGCUAGCCAGAGCCCGCCAGGGCCAGGCCCCCACUGGCGCAGAUGCGGGACCCGAGGCACAGCAGUAUCCACGUGGGUGAAGCAUAGGCCACGUGAACCUGGGUCCGUGGGAUCCCAGGCCCCGGCCAGCCCCCAACCCCGGCUGGCGUCUCGGUCCAGGGAGUCUCAGCAUCCCCAUCUGCAGAAUGGGCUGGAGGCUCCCCCAACAGGCCCGCCCAGGCGCCCCCGGGGGCCAGAGCGCCCUUCCCCCACCCUCCCCGCCCCCACCCGCGGGCGCCGCGGCUGCAGGAACAAGAGAGCGGCGGCGGCGCCUCUGCGCUCAAGUGACGGCGCCUUUGUCUCCGCUGAAUGGGUGCGUUGCUAGGGCCGCUCGUAGCAACGGAGCCGCUUCCACCUGGGCCCCACCCUCCGGACCCCCUACCCGGCCGGGCUCUCCGGACGCCCCCGCUUCCAGUCCCCACCCCACCCCGCAACCCAUUCAGCGGGGCAGCGGGGGCUGCCGGGCUGUGUCCCUCGCGGGCCGCCACCGCCCCUCCUAAAAGGCCUCAGAGCCCUGGGGCAUGCGAGGAUGGAGAAACAGACGCAUAGAGGGGACUGGCCAGGGUCUCCCCCACCCUCAGUUCCCAGAGCCCUUCCAUCCCCGGCUUCUCCACCAGGACCCUCUGCCAGCCCAGCCCAAGGGCGCACUUUCCCACUAGGUUUUUAAAGCGUGCCUGGGAAACUCGCAGUCAAACCCUGCCCAGCUCAGCUCUGCCAGGACCCCAGACCCCAGAACGGCACAGCGGGAGUCCUCCAGAGCCAACAGCGGCCCCUGCUCCAGCGUC
This is a messenger RNA of Callithrix jacchus (white-tufted-ear marmoset), 1195 nucleotides long. The record is from RefSeq and is a predicted model, not a curated record. Lineage: Eukaryota; Metazoa; Chordata; Mammalia; Primates; Cebidae.